Molecule: messenger RNA, 19973 nt
Organism: Pocillopora meandrina
Lineage: Eukaryota; Metazoa; Cnidaria; Anthozoa; Scleractinia; Pocilloporidae
Source: the annotation of a GenBank genome assembly
AUGAAGAGGUUUCUUGAGGUUGUCAUUGUAUUGUAAGUACCAUUUCUUUUUAGUAACGUAACCUCCAGGGUAUUAGAGUAAUCGUAUUCACUGAUUGAAAGGUAAGUCUGCCCACAAUCUAGCCUUCGAAAGAUACACGUAAGAAUUAGCUUCUUUCCUUAGUGCGCGUCAGUACAUGAAAGCGAUUACUAAAUCAGUGUCUUUUGCUUCCCAUCACAGAACAUACUUGUUUAGUGCAGUAGUCACAGAAGAUCCCCCAGGUAAGUUUGAUAUUUCAUCACUUUCGUUCGUGGUGGCUCGUCAAGUAAGCACCUUCCCUAAAGAUUCUCUCUGCUUAGGUUUUCGUGCCAGAAUAUAUAAAUGCUUUUAUGAUCACACUAUAAAAAUACAGCGAUGUUGAGCAAUCAAGAGGUUUUUUUUACAGGAUUCAGCGUCAGGGAAAGAUCAGCUUUGUAGUGAGCAUGAUUCGAAGGAAUCAGAGAAAUUAUCUCACUAAGAAAACAUUUUAAGUCAACGGGUGACCCCUCUCUUUCAAAACAUCAGAGAGCAUGUCAUGCUUCGCAAAUGACAAAAUUAGGUAUCAAAUGACUUUUCGCGAAGAAAUUAUCAACCUAAUAAUAUUGUUUUUUUCGGUAUAACGUAUUAGAUAUCCAUUGUUCAAAUGGUGCGAGUUCCAUUUACUGAUUUCUUCAGCCAAUGUGCUGCACGAGAAGAGUAAUUACACUCAGUCGACAGGAUAUUUCAUUCUUCAGAAGUUUUCAUCGAAACUCAAUGUUUACUCUGGACCACGCACUAUGCAUAUAAAGUAGGAGUUUGGCCAAACAUUCGUCCUUUUUGUGGAAGGUUGGUGGGGAGGGAUGGUGAGCGAGCAAGUUUUUAGCUAGACCUGAUCUGGAAAGACAGCUUGGUUCAUGUAAUCGGGGAUCAAAAGAACAGAUGAGAGAAGUACACAAGAAAGAACGAACAUGUAGCCUUCCAGGAGGCUCUCAGUCAUAGGGACGUGCGAAGGUACAAGCUAGAGGCAAAGGGCGCUCGCCGUUUAACGAGCACUCGCCCUUCUGCUCGUUCACACUCUCUGAUAGUCUUGCACAGCUUAGCAAACAAGAGAAAAUGCUUCAAAAUAUGUUAUAGAAGGACUAAUAAUUCCUCUCACCAGACGCGGGCGAGUUGGCCACAUCUAAAUAUCAAGCAUUUGAGUGGUGCCUUGUUCAAAACUAAGUCGAUUUCUUCGAUAGACAGAUCUUGCUGUAACUAAUUAAACUGAAACCAACGGACUGAUUUGAAAAACAACCUUUUGAUUGCUGAGCUAUUGGUCCGACGAUCGAAGACAGUGGAAAUCCAAGUUUUUGUUGACGGAGUUCGAUUAUCGAAUUCAGUCGAAUCAAUCUUACCUAGUCGCUUCGUACUUGAUAAGUUCACUCAGAUGAUGUUGCGUAAAAGAACUCGAAGAAUAAGAAGGAUUAAUACGCGUUUUGUUAUGUUUCAAGACCAAGCAUAACUUGGUAACUUGGUGAAACCGAUUUUAAACGCUGGCUUAGUCUCUGUUAAUACAAUAUUGGAGCCCAAUCGACCUUUAGGAGUUCAGGGGUUGCGUUGUAACGACAGAGGGUUCGAUUACCGUAGGUUCGAUUGCAUUUAAUUGGUUAGGUGUUUUGGUACGUUCAAUUGUUUCCGACUGUCAAACCUAGUCGAAUUUAAAGAGACAAUUUAACUGAGUUCCAAUCAAAUUCGAGUACCGAACAAUGGAACGACGAAACAAACGAAUGACAAACCACAAACGGAUACAGUGUUAGGCUUAGAGAAAGCACAACUAGGCAACUUCAGUCUGGAAUUCCAUCUUUUAAUAUGUCAGAGAUUUACCUUAAAUAUGUUCUUUUUAGUUUUGAACCAAGUAUUCUCUAGUGUUAUUCUUGUAGUUGUGCGCCAUUCUCACUAAAUACCUGUUCUAUCUUUAGGAAAAUGUCAACGUCGGAUUUAUCAAAUCACAGGGCAUUCUGGUGUUAUUAAGUCCCCUGGUUACCCGAAGAGCUACAAUCCUCUUCAAACCUGCAUAUGGCGUAUUAUUGUAAAGAAGGGCUACAGGAUCCAUCUUUAUUUUGAUCCACAUUUUGAUGUAACCAGGACAAAAGCAUGCCGGGAAGAGUAUGUAAUGGUCAGCACUCGACGCCAGAGAUUUACCUACUUCAACGUUGUUAGGACUAGUAAGGACUCCGUGGUGUUUUGUGGAGACCAGAAACCAAGCAACGUCACAUCCCCUGGAAAUGAAAUGUGGGUACGCUUUAAGUCAAGAUAUGGUGGCCGAAGAGGUUUCAAAGCUUGGUUUGGAGCAGAAGGUAAGCUAAUUAGUCGACCUUUGUCUAAUUCUUUUUCCGCUUUUGUUCGUUUUUGCGCGGCAAUAAGCUCUUAGAGAAUAACAGCGGCGCUAAAAAAAGACAAGGAAGGGAGUAAGGAGGGGAAGGGUGUGAGGAGGGGCUUAUUAGUCUGUAGAGCCUCCAUACGAUAGGAUUUUGAAAGAGGAGAAUUUAUGUACAGCAGCACAUUAUACAGUGGUAUAUGGUGUAGCACUGUAUGCUGGUAAGGUAUUUUUUGAAUCGCCGUCUAGAUUUAAUGGAUACCUUGAACAAAAUGCAUUUCUUUGCUCACAUUGAAACCUGUAUUUUGCACUGUUAAGCAACUUAUCCCCACAAAGAAAGAACAAGAAGACCAUUGUUCUUAUGUUUUGAUUAAGGGGGGGGGGGAGGAUUGGAGGGAUGGUGAAAUUGGGCUUAUUAGAAAGGGUGGCUCCUAAAAGAAACGAAAAGUUGUGGACUGGGGCUUUUGAGAAAAAAAAGGGGGGGGUAGAACAGGGACGGGGGCGAAAUGAAAAAGCCGACUUUAUUAGUGAAUGAAAAUAAAGGAAUCGACAAUUUCCGAAUAAAUCGUACAGUACGUUGACGCUGAGGCUCAAGAUUGAAAUAUGCGUGGAUUCAUGAUUACAAAAACAAUGAUUGUGUAAUUUUCAAUUUACAAAAUUCUAUCGUUCAUUGACUUUGUCUUUACCGACAGAAUAAUCUUUCAGGUAAACGGCCAAAUCGGCCCGUGGCAAAUCUUCCAGUUGUCGAUUUUCGUUCUUAGCCGCGAGAAAUGCUAUUACCAAAGCCGCUGAAUACGUAACUUUCACUUUUCCUUUUCGUAUAUUGGUUUUCCUCCCCUUCUAGGAAAGUUUGAACGUCUCGAUCUGUAAGCGAUACGGAUUUUUUAGUGUUCCAGCAGCCAUAAUCCGAGAAAAUUCCGACAAACUACCUUGGACUGAGAAUGGGGAAGGCUUUGCUGUUCAUUCAUCAACCUGACCGAGUGGCGCAAAAGGCGAGUGACGUGUCUGAUUGCCUGAUUGGCGAUAUCAACACACGUGAAAAAAUAUCGUAUUUUUCACGUGUGUUGUUACGGUUUUUCUAGGGCUGGAAAUCCUUGUAUAACACCGUAGUUUAUAUGAUAAAAUGUCGUAAGAUAUGUGGUGUUUAAUCGGAACUCCUUAUUUAGUGAGCAAAACUUCUUGAGUAAGUAAGGGGAUAUUCGGGACCAAUUCAAUUCGAAAAAGCAAACGUUACUUGGAAGCUUAUCGUCUUUAUCGUGUUUUUAGACGGCUUUAAGUGCAGUACAGCUGUAAGCAUAUGAUUAGUCGGGCGACCGACUAUAGGUUUACCCUCGGGAUUCUCCACAAAGCUCAGUCACGUGCAAUGGGGAAUACCGCAGACACGUAAUAGAGGCGCAACUUUCUUUCAGCCAUGUUGAACAUGGCGGAUUUGUCGAAUAUCUUAGCGAAUGGUGUCAUCUUUUCUACGCUCAAGCAUACAGACCCACACACCGUUCGCGGUAGACCCACUCUAAAAGAUGGCUCGUGUAACUAGCGUAUAUUUCGAAACGGGUCAUUCCGCGAACUCAAAAUAGCAAAAGAAUCAAAUGAUUUAGCGAAGGUCCCACUAGAAUCAAACCAAAAAUCAAACGAGUUAUCUGUGAACAGAUAAUGUGGACAGAGUGACCGAAGAACAUUUGUUCAGGGUUCAAAAUAACAGCAAGCUGCCGUUUUAAAAGCUUUCUGGAAACGUAGAAUCACUAGAAUCAAACCAGAAAUCAAUCCAAUAACCCAUCUUGUAAAAGCAGAAGCCUGACGGAUAUUUUGAUUGGAUGUAGCUUUCACGAUUAAGAAAGCUUGCGUGUUGAAAAGAAGAACCAAUUGUGUGCAUGAGGAGGUUGGGAAAACAAGCGGGGUGUGAGAGCUUCUAUUGGAUCGUUGUGAGGGCAUCGCUUGAAUCAUACAGCCUUAUUAUGUUGAAUCUUGAGUUUGCUCCUUAAUGAGACGAGAACUGCCCUGGUCCCCAUAUCGCCAUAAUUUAAGAGAGUUACACUCACAGAGUUGAAAAACGAACACCCUGUCCAGCACUCGCAAACUGAAAAAUAAUGAUUAGAGCCGAAAACGAAAAAAAUGUUAAAUCAACGUCACUUCUGGCUAACGACAAAUGUUCCUUUGUCUUUACUUACCUGGUUACUCUCUAACGUAAGUUGAUCACUCAUUUUAAUAAAAUAAAUAAAAUAAUAAUAACAGAUAAAAUAUUUUGUAUAAGGUCUGAGUUCAACUAAACUUCGAUUCCUGAUUUAGAUUUCGAGAAGAAAAUUGCGCAUAAUUGCGCAAUAAUUGCGCAAAAAUGACAAAUGUUUGGUAUUUAAAUUUGUAAAUUAUUUGCACAUUUAAAAUAAAAAUGCUGAUAAAAAAUGAAAAUAUGUAUGCUCAUUUAAAAUAGCAAAAAAAAAACCUACCAAAGUUGAUUCGAGCUUUUAAAAGAAAUGUUUACCUUUCAGACCUAAAAAUUCCUUUCCUUACAAGCGGAGAUGCAAUGGCCGUAAAUGAAGCUCCCUCCAUUUUGCUCUAAAUUGUAUUUCAUUGAGUACUAGUGAAGUAGGUUUACAUAUGAGUCUCGUUGCAAUCCUUAUGGAAAGUGUUACAUACAAUAAUACUUUUCAAGGUAUAGAGAUUAUUUCAUGGAAAGUGCGCACGAACGAUGUUUAUUCACGAGUUGCGAUGCAUUAAAACUCUGAAAGACUCAAGCUAGAGCCAGUUUAGCUCUAUCACAACUGGGGUGACUGAGUCGAAUUUCGAAUAUGACUAGUAAAGUACUAUUUGGCUUGAAAGUACAAACCUCGGUUAUAUGUAUCAUAGCGAGAUGUAGUCGAGGCACCACCAAACAGAUACAUGACCUAUUGCAAUUUCUAUCUAGUGGAACUUUCUCAUAGUGUAUUGAGGUGACUUGACUUCUGCGGCACUUACUUCGGCGACGCAAACACUCAGCGGUAAAUUGAUUCUUUAGUUCCGGACUGAGGAGACUUAGAAGUUCUAAGUGCAGUGUAAGUCGAACUGACUCACUUUUCACUUUUUCGAAAAGACAAGUGUAUUAAGUAAUAUUUCCAAAGCGGCAUCCGCUUGGAGGAGCUCCGUAAAAGAGAAGCCAAAAUACUUGACCAGAAAUAAAAGUUCAAGUAGGUAAAAAAAUAAUUUAGCGUACAUCUGUCACUUUACCAAACAGCAAUAUGUGCAUAAAUUUCUGAUAGAUCUUGAUACUAUUUGAUAUCUGAGUCAAACUGAUCAAUGUGGUAAUUGUUUCUUUCCAUUAGACAUAGACGAGUGCUCGGAAUUUGCGAAAGGAGGCUGUCAUCAUGACUGUUUGAACACCCCAGGAAGCUUCAGAUGUACCUGCAGAUUGGGAUACCAUCUUUCACCAGAUAGCAAAAGAUGCGUUGGUGAGCGGUGCAUUAUAUUAGGCAGCUUACACUCAAGUCACACUUUUCAAUAGAAGAAGCUCGAAAAUAAAUAAGGUCACGAUCAAAUGAAUAUCGGAUAAAAUUACUCGAAGUGUCACAGGCAGACAGUCAGAGGGUAAGCAAACACCUAAAAAAGAAAGAUGACCGCUGCCCUAGAUUUGGAAACGUUUCGAGAAUAAGCCUGCAGACUGCAGGGUUUUGGGUUGAGCCCAUGUUCGUAUGUGUCUGAGUGGACGGACGGAUGUUCACGAAUAGAAAGAUUAGCUAUAUGAGAACAAUUGUUAAUUUCAAGGAGCCUAGGGCGCCGAUUUGAAAGGUUAUUGAUGAAUGCGCUCUCUUGUGGUAAAGAGUUGUCCGUCUCAUGAACGUUCUCUUCGGAACUUUUGCGCCAAAAGCAGGGCAACAGAAAAGCUACCCACGGUUACGAUGAGCAAGAAGAGAGUAGAAAUGAAAGAGCUAGGAAUAUACUGGAGAGGCAGCAUUUCUACCUCAAAAUUUUCCUGUUAUCUCUAAGAAAUAAACUUUCUUUAUGCUCCUCAAAAUUUUCCUGUUUAUCUCUAAGAAAUAAACUUUCUUUAUGCUGGUAUCUAAUUUAAGAGCAUGUAUGCUUUCAAAUGCAGACGUCCUUCGGACAAAAGUGUUAUUUAGUUUGGUUGCAAUUUUCUAAAGGAGUGGCCAGAAAAUGGCAGAAAAGAUUCCUAAAUGUGUUUGUAGGAAGAACUUUAAUAGUCGAUUGAUAAAUUUAAACUGGUCGGCUUGAUCAUGUUUCCCUUGCGGUACACAUAAGCCCAGUUUUGGACGUUUGCAGAUUUAUUUCUCUUUUUUCAGAGGACAUUGUGAUUUCCUUCUCAAAGAGGCGUUACAACGCAUCAGUAGAAGCAACAGCCCCACCCGGUACAUCCAUUAUUACAGUGCAUGCCAACACUGGAAACUCCAAACGAUCGCUUCGUUACUACAUCAUCUCUGUGAACGGCAAACGCGUCAGAGCCAAAACCCGCACACGGUUUGACAUGGAUCCAGAGAUCGGUAAUGUUGAAAUCCUAUUUGACUUCCUUGCUCAGCCGAUGACAUUUGCAUACCAUGAUAAUCGUACAAACGUUAUGAAGGGUCGAGGGCCUAAGCUCCAAUUCUAUUCAUUUAGUUUUACCUUUUGUUUUGCCAUUGGAACUUUUUGUUUCUAGAUUCCUUUUACUUUAAUCCCACAGGUACUAUUUCCAUUCGCCGUAAACUCAAGAUAAACGCCGUUUAUCGCCUCAGAGUUAAGGCACGUUAUAGAAACGUAUCGUCCAGUUAUGCCAUGGUCAUAGUCAGAGCAACUUCUCCUCUAAAGAAACCCCGCCUUAGCGCUGACGAGGGGUUGAAAUUCCCCAGUCCAAUAUAUUCAGUCAUUAUUCCUUACACCAUGAUCGUUGGACAGACUAUAUUGCACCUAAGAGCUGAGAAAAGCGAGGGCCUAACAAAUUCUUCCAUACGGUACAGAGUUCAGUCUGUCGAUCCGUUCAAUCGUAGCCCUUUCUUCAGUCUUAAUCCCAUCAAAGGUUCCCUCAAGAUCGACAGGGAUCUGACAGACCUCAUAUCUGGUGAGAAACCAGCCAACUUUGUGCUUCAGGUCAUUGCCAGGGCUCAAGAGAAUCCAAACGUAUUUGCGUCUACGCAGGUGUCAAUUGUUAUAGUUCCAGAGUAUGCUGGUAAUAACUAUGUCAAGUCUUCUAUGGAGGCUGUUAAUAACAGGUCUUUUAUCGUGCUGAGCUCUGACCGUUUGCGAUCUCACAAGAACGCCUCCUUUUACAACAAAAAGAAAUCUUCGAGAGGCCGAACAGAAUUCUCUCUACAUCGUCUGUUUCGGCGACCAUCCCGUGAAGCCCAAAGAAUUUCCAACGCAGACUUAAAGUUCAACAAAAUAAUCAGGGAAAUUAAGCGUGAAGUGGCAGAUGACCUGAUUGGUGAGUUUCUUUUUACUUUUAUUAUACAGUCAAAUCCCAGUAAUUCAAACCGCUUUCAAGGGAAAUCAAUAAAGGUUCAGUCGAGUUAUCAGGAGUUGGUAUCAAAAGACCGGAAAUAAGGAAAAAACGCUGAUUAAUUGAUGAAACACUAAAUUACUUUAGAAAUCACAACGUAACGUAAAUGUUUGGACUGCUCUUCAUUGUUUGUUAUCAUGAUUAAGAGAAUAACCUAAAGGGAAACGAAAAUUGGUCCAAACACCUUUUUGAGAGACGAAUCGAGACGAACGUCUAAGGGAGUCUACGAGAUGCAGAAAACUCCCUCAAAGACUGAUGUGUCCUUAGUGUGUAACGGAUAAUACGUGGCUGAACGUGGAUACUAAUUACAUCCUUGAAUGCUCUUCUUGAGUGUGAUAAGACUAUAGGUCUUUCUCUUAGUUCGAAAAAGUGAUUUGCCGGUGGAUAUCAAACCCCUCUUGUAAAGCUCGGUCAUCCUUAACGUCUUUUUUGGAAUAAAUUGAGCAUUCUGAAUUGUUUCUGUAUAAGAUGUUUGUAAGGAAAUGUCAAGCAAUCUCGAAAAUCUUGUUGGUUUUCUAGUUGACGAAACAUCCAAACUCAUAUGCUAUUUUCCGUUCUAAAAUCUGAACAUUACUCUCUUUUGCAAAUGAUUUGAUUUUUCAUUAAACCAAUUUCUAAUUGUUGAACUGAAGAAAUAGCCAACAAUUCUUUGCAAAUUAUGUUACAUUUUUCGUCCGUCCGUUUUGACUUGUCUUUCCCAGUAGAUGAACGUGCACGAUCAGGUGUGGUGUCGGUGAGACUAGGCCCAAGCACCGUUGCCUCAGCCAACAGAUUGUCCGACAUCAUCGAAGAACUAAACUGCUCCAUGCCUACAGCCGAUUGCUCCGACACUGAGUACCAUUCACGCUACCGAACCUUUGAUGGUACCUGCAACAACCUUGAUAACCCUCUUUGGGGCGCAGCAACCACGCCAUAUACUCGGAUGUUAGACCCAAUUUAUUAUGAUGUAAAUGGCUUAUCAGAUCCCGCGGGAUUUCCAGAUCAGCCGUAUGCACCUGAGCUUCCUUCGCCACACCGUGUGAGUAAAGAAUUCAUCAUUCACGUAACCGAGGCUAGUGGAAACAAAAACCGAUAUUCGCACAUGAUGAUGCAAUGGGGACAGUUUUUGGACCAUGAUCUCUCCUUUACAGCAGAAAGCGAAGGUGCAGAAAAAUGCUUCUUACCAAAGUGAGUGUACCACGGGAUCAUUUUUUUAAGUUUAGCCCAUCGAUGCUGGCAGCAUCUCCUGGGCUUUGUCAAUCAUGUAGGGUAUGUUAAACCAUUAUUGUACUUCACCAUAGUAGAAAUCUAGUUUCAUCAUCAGGACAAUUAUGUCUUUAACCUUGGUUGAAACUAAUCCAAGCGCUUUCAAUUUGAAUUUGGGUUUAUCACAAUAGACUACAUUCGACGUAAAGAUGCCUUAAGUUGCCUUGUGAGUGUCUUUUCCACUUUCCACUUCGUUCAAUAAAAGCUGAGACAAAAGGAAGUGACAGACACAAUCAUAUGUACAUCUGAUACAGCGUUGCUAAAAGACAAUUUCCUUUUAGCUGUGAUCGAUCACCAGGGGAUUACGAGCCACCGUGCUUUCCCAUCAUGUACGCAGAUGACUCCGGAUGUACCAUGUUCACAAGAUCAGCGGCUGCUUGCCAAACUGAUAACGAAAACGUAACGCCCCGUGAGCAGCUCAAUACUAUCACUUCAUUUAUCGAUGGAUCGCAGAUAUAUGGUUCCAGCAUUGAGUUAGCAGAGAAUCUUAGGGAUUUUGACAGUAAGUAUGUUUUGCAUAUGGUUAGUUUUCGUAACAAUACAGUUGGAACCCAUUGUGAAUUGUGGGUAGCGGUGCUCAAAUCAAACUCAUCUUAACUGUAUAUUGCACACAUUGUGUAGCAGAGCCGGGAGACGGUCAGCAGAAAAGUAAUGACCCCAUUUUGGCCUCUCUGUUAGAAUAUUUAGUGAGUGCCCCCUCCUCUUCCCCCUCUCUGGUAGGACUCCUGCCCCAAUGAGCCUUCCAUCUGAUAGAGGCGUUGACGGUAUACAAGAAGUUUGGUUUCCAUCAGCCCUUUAACACUCACAAGUGGUUAGCAUGUGUAACUUCUCCAUAUAAUAUCCAUACAUUAGCCAGGAAAAAGGUGAAUAGGAAUAGUCAAACCUAUCAGAUAGAAGUUGUUAUCUUGAUCUAACACCAAAUUCUCGUAGUUAAUUUACAAGGAGCAGCUAAAGGGGAGAUUUAACAAUAAGAUCUUGAACCUUAAAAGGUUUAACGACCUAAUGCGUCUAGAAAACAAAUGUAAGAGCAUUAACCCUGGCGUCUCUUGGUUUUAUGACGCACCGCUGUGUUGCUUUCAGUUAAAGUGUAGGCAAAAUUAUCUGUUAAUUGAUUUGUUGUUACACUCUCGCUAUACUGUCUCCGUAAGUGUCGAAGCCAAGUGGUUUUAAUACUAUAAAACUUAAAAUGUGCACUUCAUCACUGUCGUUGAUGGUGAGGCAAUUUAGCCGAGAUUUUUAUGCAACAACAGUUAACUUGGAUAAUGUAUCGAAUGAAGAUGUGUUUCGAAUAAGGAAGCAAGUCACUUAAACUUUUCUUCGAGCAAGAACAAAAGAUAAUAUCCCCGCCAGUAGUGACAGGUAUGUAAGUCUUUGGCUCUAGCAAGGUCAGGGGUAUGAAGAAAAGUAAUUGAGCAAUCUUUGGACAAUAGUUGUAACCAAUCUGAGGUUUUAGUGCACCGAACGAAAGCAAUUGUCAGAUUGAUCAGUUCGAAGAACGUCAAGGAAGUGAAAAUUGACCCAACCUAGUUGCUUCACAUCUUUGAAGUACUCCUAGGUAAAAUGCCAAUAAAGACAAACGUGAAUGAUACGAUAACCAUACCCAUAUCAUCAAUAUCUACUCUCUGUCUGCCCAUUGACAAGCAGCAACCCAAACUGAAAGUCAGGCGUACAAUGGAAAUAACCCAGGAAAAACACUUUAAAACACAUUCUUUGUCGUUGUUAAAAUUCAUGAAUGAGUUCACGAUUGAGUGUUCUUUUACUAAGAAAUCGACUGCUUAGCAAGCUUACGAUACAGCAUGACAGCAAUUAUACAAUUCAGUUUAUUGCAGAUAUAUAGGGAACAAUGGUUGAACACCAUUUAUUGAAAGAUGUGGAUCGUGUCAUGGAGAUUUUCUGCAGUCGCAAAAACGGGGAAGAUUAUCUAUGUCAUCCUGUGAUCCUGUACUUUAAAAAGCAUUUUCAUUUCAAAUGUGAUUUUUAUUUACUGUAAAUGAAAUAUGUAGGCGUAUGCUGGUAUGUCGCGCUCGUGGUCCAUUCCAUUAAAAUCCCAGGGACAGGAAAUACUAUGUUGGCAAUAGGUGUGCCCAGACGGAAAACCGAGAAAACCGACAAGGUAAAAAAAAAAGAGUGCAUCAAUGUAGAAAAGGGGUUUGAUCGCCAAGUUAUGUAUGAUGCACUAAACAAUUCAAAUAAGAUAUUUAUUUAGAAGUUGUAGCAUUGAAAAGUUCUAAGCAAACGGAUUUAAAUAUCGUGUCAUGUGCUAUUUUGCAGCUAAAAAAGGCCAUUUGAAAAUAACGCGACCGAGGUACCUGCUACCAUUUGUAAAAUCGCCUUUCAACCCUCCCUUGAAUCUUUGUCAGUUGUUCGGUGGCUGUUAUGACGCAGGUGACUUUAGAGUCAAUGAGCAGAUCGCCCUCGUCGCAAUGCACACCUUAUGGGUUAGAGAGCACAACAGGAUAGCCGACAUUCUCUUUGAAAUCAACAAACACUGGAACGCAGAGAGAAUUUUCCAUGAGGCAAGAAAAAUUAUUGGAGCCAUUCUUCAACAUAUCACAUAUAGCCAUUAUUUACCCAAAAUACUCGGAGCUGACUUUUUGCCUCCAUAUCAUGGAUACACUAACGUACAUCCUGGAAUCCUAAACGUGUUUGCCACUUCAGCAUUUCGAUUCGGUCAUAGUAUGGUGAGACCCAAAUUUGCCAUGCUCGAUGCAAACUAUGAUCCGGUUGCUCCCGAUGUGCCACUCAUAAAAGCGUUUUUUAACAACAAAUUGAUUCAAAGAGAGGGUAUCGAGCCAGUGCUUUUAGGACUUCUUGCCAAUGAAUCGCAAAGCACAAGCCGUGAAAUAGCCGCGGGACUGACGAAACACCUUUUCCAACAACCGGAAUCAGAACAUGGGUUUGACCUAGCAGCGCUGAAUAUCCAAAGAGGCCGCGACCACGGUCUUCCAGGUUACGGGGCAUGGAGACGCGAGUGCAAUCUCUCACACGCAGAUAUCUUUCAGGAGACUACUUACGAGAUUAAGAACGCUACGUCACGACAGAUAUUACAUGAUUUAUAUGAAGAUGUAGAGUACGCUGACCUGUGGGUGGCAGGGUUGGCAGAGGAUCCGCUACCUGGGGCCAUGGUUGGUCCUACUUUGCACUGUAUUCUGAAAGAGCAAUUUCGACGUUUGCGUGAUGGGGAUCGGUUUUGGUAUGAAAACGAUGUUUUCACAGUUGAGCAGCUUGAUGAGAUAGGAAAGACUUCACUGUCAAGAGUACUGUGUGAUAACAUUUAUGGUAUUGUUUCCGUUCAAAAAGAUUCGUUCAUUGCCGCCAAGGACGAAUUAAAACGAGUUGAGUGUACUCAGAUCCCUAGUAUGGACCUAACGAAAUGGAGAGAAAAUCAGCCCUCAGUUCCUGAACCACGUAAGUUGCUUGCUUUUAAUAACAGUGGCUCACUAAUAUUUGUUACUGCACCUUUGCUGUGAUGAAUAAUUUUCCCCCUCCCCCAUUAUAAUUUAUGUUCAGUAAGUGUCAAGUCAUUGCUAAACAUCCUAUGAUAAUCAACUUAUAAUGAUUAACCUAUGAAUUAGUAAAUUGCUAUUAAAGCUUACUAAGAAAACCCUUUAAGUUAUGACCCCUAUGUUUUAUUUUGGAUUGAAUUCAGAGUUCACUUAGCAAGUACGUUGUGUGUCUCAAGAUUUAUUGAAAAAAAUGAGAAAUAAUAUUAUUCCUUGAUUUUCAGUUGGAACAUGGUCUGAAUGGGUAUACACUGUAAGGAAACCUACUGGAAGCUGGGCUGUUUCCAUAGCUGACGACAUUUGUCCGAGUUCCAUGAUGGAUAUUGAAUGUCAGCUUGCAGAUGGCUCGCCAACCCAAUCAUCAGGUCAAGUGAUUCAUUGUAAAGAGCGCGUUGGGGUAUAUUGCCGAAACAGAGAGCAAGCAGGAGACAAGAAUGUUUGCAUGGAUUAUCGCUUUCGCUUCUUGUGUUCCAGCAUAGAGAAACCUGGUGAGUUCAUUAUGAGCAUAUAGUGUAACCCUGUACAAUCACGAAGCCACAAGGACCUUACAUAUUUGAAUUUGUUCUAUUACAAUGAUCCUAUGAUGGCCGUGUGCUUAAGUAUUAAAGCAUAGCUUCUAUUGUGUACAUCAUUACAGAACAAAAUGUAACAGCUUCGAUACAGAACAGUUAUGAAAAAUUCACUUCAGAAAAGUACUCCAAACGUCGUUAAUGUUAAGUACGUCUCUGAAUCGAUAGUCGUCCUUUUUUUGAUUAUUUUUCAGUUUCCCAGGGAUUGAGAUCUUUAACGACGACGCUUACUCUUUCAAAACCCGACACUCAGUGCAACACAGGUAAGUUAGAAAUGGGGAUGGGGGAGGGACGCCAAUUAAAUAAAUAAGCAUACCGUGCUGGAAUAAGACACCCUAAAAUGCCAUGCAUUAAAUUAUAUCUAAAAUUAGAUUAUCUAAAACAUACCCCUGAAUUUUGCGGGGAUUUUUUUUAGGAAAUCACUUAUUUCACCUAUUCGGUGCCUUUGCUACGAAUAACGCUGGGUAUCCUAAGGGUUCAAUAAGAUAUUCUUGGCAUUUGACUGACAUAGCAGCCAUAGAAUUAAACUCAGGCUAAUGAUUUUACAAUACUUCAGAAUUUCUUUCCAUCACUGACAGCAAAGCUAGCUGAGUCGAAAUACUGAUACAAAUUUGAUGUGUCUUUAGGGCGAUAUCCAAGCGAUUUUCCUUUAUCAUUUGAUACCGUUCAACACAUCACUAUUGCACACGCUUACACCAAUGAGCCAAAUAGUGAGUACAUGCUCGCAGGUAAGGAUAAAGGGCAGCCGAAGAAACGCUUUUUAAUCUCUUUCGACGUAAAGAAGAUCACAAGGCGAGCAAUCGUACAUUCUGCUAAGUUGUACCUUUACCUCCUGAAAUUUGGGGCUGGUUCUGAAGGUGAUGAGACAGCCAGGUCUCCCUCGAAUUCUCUUGAACUCUAUCAGAUCAUAAGCACCGACUGGCAUGCGGAGAACACAACCAGUGUAAUACCGUGGCAUCAGGACUAUCUGGGAAUUGGAAAAGACGUGACAAAGAAAAGGUAUAGUCUGUCUGCUUUGUUUGUUUACGUGAUCAUCUCUUUUUCGCAUUAAAUAAGAGUCUUGAAGCCACUCAUUUUUAAAUGGCUGAAAAUUGCAUGAAUUGCUUCGCACUACCAAGGAAAAGGCAAAUUUCUUCAAAGUUUCCUGAUAACAAACGGUCAUACGAACCUGACAUAAGAGAUCAAGUAUUAACUUUACAGCAAAUGGCCAAUGGUAGAAAUCGUACUUGUAGAUUCUCCUUCCAGCAAUUUGCGCGUAUAAACGAGAAUAGUUGCAUAAGCCACUGCGAACAAAUAUGUAUCAACGGGGUUGAUCUCAAGGUUUUAAGAAAAGUAAGUGAAGAGUGAUAAUUAUGGCCGGGCACGAUCUUUGUCGCUCUGGUUUCACUCUCUGUCUAUUUAUCUGAACCCACAUACUUGAUGAAAUAAUGUCUGAGCAACUGAUCUUCUUCUCUAGACUGGUAUCGAUGUGGAAAUUCAUGGAAUAUAAACAUGAAUCCACCUUUUUUCUCUCGGUUUCGGUCUGACAGAGUUUUCCCUACAAAAAUUGUGAUGGAUUCCAAGUUCAAUGACCUGUUGUAAUAUUUUGAUAUUUGUGACAUAUUGAUGGAGUGGACUUUAAUUACAAUAAGGUAUUGUUGCCUUCUAAGAACCUUGUUUAUCUCGACUAAAGAUCAAACUUAGUAAACGCCCAUGUCUAUACUAUUGCAAUUCAAUCGCUACAUUCCAUUGCCCACUUGAAGGAGAUUUGAUAUUCAAAUUAAAUCUUGGCCCUGUAAACAAUGAAAACGAUAAAACCAUUCACUCGCAUUGGUCCACAACUCAUCGCGCCUUAUAAGUAGUUGAAAAGAGAGGUCCAUCAAACCUUAUCACAAGGAUCUCAACAGACCUUCGGGUUUAGACACAACAUUCAGGAUUCCUGCGAUGUUUCCAUUUAGAUCUCGUUUUAGACGUAAAUACUUUUCCUUACGAAAUGGAAAUAAUUUGCUACCUGUAACCUAUUCCAUUGCAAGGCAAAGAUGAUUCGUGUUUCUAUGUUCUCAAUGGACAAUCUCUGAAUAACAAGGCCGAGGAGUUUGCGAAUCUCUUCUUGAUCAUCUGCAGACUAGCCGCACGGAAGGUGGUAUCGCGAACUUCUAGAAAGCACUGGACUGCAGCAUCAUGUUACUAUUCCAACAGACUUGAGUGGACACAUUCUUGGCCAUAUCAUAACGAGGCAGUCUGAUCGUCUUGAUAUUUCUACAGCAUGGACUGACUAUCUCUUCUCGGAUCAUUUUCCCGUCCACUGCCAGCUUGACAUAAAUACGCCUUCACGUAGGGAAACACAAAGAUACUUCAGAAAAUUGCAAUCAGUCAGUGUUACACUCUGCCAGACGACCUUUCCUUCUCCCUUUUACUCAAAAAAUUGUCGUACAUUUGAUUCAUUUUCAAUUUUUAGUGAGGAAAAUGUUUCACAACCAUUCGCUAAAUCAAGUAAGUAAUCUUUCUCCUAAGACCCCAAGCCAACUCCCCUCGUGAUUGAGUGCCUAGAUGUCUUCCUACUUGUACUUACUAGGAUAAUAAACGCCCUCACAAGCUGGACGCUUUCCUGAUAUCUUGAAACAAGCUGUUGUCCAUCCCAGAUUAAAGAAACCAUAAGCAGAAAUGUCUUUCAACAGCCUUCUUCCCAUCAGUAACCUUUCUUUGUUUCUAAACUAAUAGACCAAGCUGUAUUUAGUCAAACUAAUAAUUAUUUGACUGUGUAUGAAGCCCAAUCCUCAUACCGUAAAUCAAACUGAACGGAAACUGUGCUGUUGUGGUAUUAAUUUUGAUUUAACAUGACUCAGUAAGACGUUACUCUCUUAGUUAUACUCGGCUCAAGCGCAGCUUUACAUACUGUCAUCCAUUCCAUCCUCUUGAUCGUCUACAUACGGACUUCGGCAUCUCAGUUAGCGCACUCCUGGUUCAAGUUUCAUCUACACAAUAGAACGCAGUCCAUAUUCAUCAAUGCGGGUCAAUGUCAAGUACGGAGUACCACAGGAACUAUGUUUUGGCCCUCUUCUGUUUGUACUUUACGUUACGUUCACGAUCAUCGAGCUGCAUCCUCCUGAUAUUCAUGCCUGUGUAUGCUGACGACAUGUAGUUAUACAUCUUCUUUAAAGCUGAGUCCAUUUUUUUUGUAAGGCUUUAUUGUGUGUGCAAAGUGCAACUUGCAACUGGAGGGCUGAAUUGCGUGUACACAAAAUAAUAAUUUUAAAUAAAUCCAGGGAUUAGCAAUCAGCUGCUUUUGUAGCCAUGCAAAGCUGCGUUGCAGAUAUCAGAAAUUGGUUGUUAUUAGACAAGCUUAAAUCAAACAACGACAAAAUAGAAAUCAUUAUCCUGGGUGCGUGACAGCAACUUGUAAAAGUCAUUAUAAAACCAUAACCCAUUGUUAUUAGACAAGCUUAAAUCAAACAACGACAAAAUAGAAAUCAUUAUCCUGGGUGCGUGACAGCAACUUUUAAAAGUCAUUAUAAACCCAUAACAAAUUGUAACAGUAUAAACACUUCGACCAGUAAUGUAAAGAGCCUUCGAUGCUGGUUUGAUUCACAGUUAAAGAUGGAUACUCACAUUCAUAAUAUAUGUGAAGCUCCCCGGCUCUUUUCGCCCAUACAACAUGAGAAGAAUUAUAAAAAUUCCGCUCAAGCCUUAUUGAGCCCGACCCUAGUCAACGCUUUUGUAACAAGCUUUUAAGAGUAGUGUAACAUCCUCUUGUAUGGUCUGCCUAAUAACCCACUACAAACGUCAACGUGCACAGAACGUAAUGGUAAGAUGUAUCUGCCAUGUUAGACUGAUCACUUUACCCCCUUCUUUUCUGGUCUUCAUUGGUUAUUGGUUCGCAACAAAAUCCAAAUUGAAACAUUUCUUUUAACAUAUAAAGCUUCGAAAAUACUCGCUCCUGCAUUUAUUACUGAACUGUGCUCCUGGAUAGCAUCUGAGAUCUUCGAAUAACAAACUUCUUUUACUAUUUCCAAAUAUUAGAAUUCUACCUACUUUCUGUGGCCACUCGUUGACCAUUGCACCCAAACUUUGUAACUUUGUAACCCGCGAACAUCAAAUGCCUCCAGAAAAUUUGUCUAUCGAAAGAGACAUGUGGCUUCCCUAACUUAUUAACUUUAAGAUUUUGAAACUUUUAUAUUCACAAUUAUUCGCCAAAGUGUAGGUGAUUAUAGUGGAUAUUUAACGAGCUGAAAAGCAGCGAGGUUAAUAUCUACCACUUUUACCGACACCGAGGUGAGUAAUUGUUUUAGAAUAUACCACACAGGUACCAAAAAUUAGUUCAUUUCUCUCAAUAUACCGAAAAAUGGUCGGAAAUUAAAGUCUCAAUGCGCGGUUUUGUCUUUUCGGCUGCUUAGGGGUGAAUAGUACUUGCUAUUCACUUCCGAACUAGACAAUUAGUCUAGCAUGCUUAUUAUAACUAUAAUAAUAUAUGUAUUUAUCAUAUUCUAGAUUUUAUCAUACAUUGUGAACCUUGAUUGUAUCUAACCAUCGUACGUUGUACUUUUCAACGGAAGUUUGUAACACGCGUGUGAGCAUAAUCAUAUGUAACAUGCCCAUUAUAAGUUGAUUAAGAUUAAAUUGAUAGAAACAAUUUUGGCCGAAUGCCGUUGCCGUAAACUUUAUGCUUUUACUCACAGAGGAAAGGCCUCGGCGCUGGAUUUGUUAUAUUGAAACUCUCAGUAAAUAAAAAGCAAAGGCCAUGCGUUAUACUUCUCAAUGUUGGUAUGAAGCAUAGUUUUCUUUUAAGCCCGUGACCGUAUCAUUGAUUUAAGAAUGUCCUCUUUCAUAUGGAAUAAGUAUUCUUGUCGAUUGGCGGUGCCCUUUAAGUGUCUCAUUGCUUUACGAGAAAGGCCAACCCUUUAGAAAAUCAUUACCGUGGCUAAAUCCAUGACUUUUCACGGCAUCAUUAUGGGCAGUACUUUCUCUCAGCCACAUUUCAUCUGCGUGCAAUUUAAUGUAUCUAUACAUAACUUCAUAACUGAGUUAACUGAGACAGGAGGGGUAGGAUAGGCGAAGUGACAUCAGCAACAUAUUUUGUUAUUAUUACAAAUUUUGAUCAUAAAGAUCGAAAAAUAACGAUAAAUGAGAGGUUUAUUAAUCCCAACUUGGCUAACGUCUGAUUUUUCCCUCACAGGCUGGCACAAAGCAAAAGCCUGCAACCUGGAGAAGAGCAGCGAUGGAUUGAACUCGAUAUUCAACAUGCUGUGAGAAAUUGGCAGAUCAGAAAUCAGCCAAAUUAUGGACUUUUGCUGAAGGUCAGAAAAGAAUCGAAUGCAGAUGCAUUGAUGAAGUUUGCUUCCAGAGAUCAUCCACUAUUAGAUUUACACCCAAAGCUGGUUGUCUGCCUCACCAUCCCUCCCUGGUAGAUGAGUAAUAGACUUCUUGAUGGUUCCGAUGGACAUGACUAGUAAUGACUUAAUCACUUAAGCUUAGGGAAAUAACCUGACCAAGGAACUUUACGAUGCAUACAAUUUUACGAUAUAACGUGGAUCGCAAAGCUAGUAGUGCGAUAUUUAAAGUGGAAUUCAAUAGUUAGGUUGUUAAUUUUCCUUGCAUUGCUUAAAUGUUGUAAUAAAAUAAAGAAAAAGCUUUUUCCAACAAAUUUUAUUCCUUCGGCGCCUUAAAAACCAUUCAAAUUGACUGUAGGAACAUUUAAACGUGUAAUGUAUGUGAAAGAAGCUAAAAGUUUAAUCAGAUCUUUUUCAGUGAAACAGCUCGCGAGGGCAAGCUCCAUCAAUCAAGUAGUGUUUAGUCACUACAUAUUUUCUAUAUUUUAUUAAGAAAUGUCUGUGUUCUAUUAACGCGUGCUUUUGAGUGGCUGCUGCCAAGACUUUCAAAAAUCUUCGACCAGCUUGCUUUACGUAUUUCAUUGUUUUUUUUCCUUUAGAGCGGGUUACGCAGUUUUAUCAGUGACAAAAGUCACCGUGCAAGCUGUAAAUGGUAGCAUUUUUUGUUUGUUUUCGGAGAACUUUCCUAGUUUAAGUCCUUGCUGAAGGAUGCUGCUUAGUUUAUUUUUCAAAUAAAAAUUUACGUGAUGCUUCUUUCACCGAAAAUUGUAAAUGCAGGUGUCUCGUGUUUCUCACCGUCAUUUCCUGUUAAGUCUGGACUUUGUUUGGCGCGCUACCAGCGUUGUAUGAUAAGUCAGCCCUAAUUCCAUUAUAAAUGACUCGCCCCAGUGGCCAAUCAUAUUGCAAGAGUUCUCUAUGUUACUAAACCUCAUUUUAAAUUGUGGAAGUAUGGAACGUGAAUCUUAAAGAAACCUUUCGCGAAUAAGGGCAUUUUCCUUUGUCUAAUAGCCCGAAGAGAGCUCGAAUUAAAAGAAUUUACAAAAUACCUUAAUUUAUCUCGCGAAAUCUUUGUCAGUGUUCUAGUAUAAGUUCAACUGUCGCUCUCACGAAAUCAAUAUGAGUUGCAUAAUAACUUCGACAAUUGGGUAGCAAUGGAUGUCGCCUUUGACCCGACCUGUCCAUCUAUUGGCUUAUCUAUUCGAUAAGCAACAGUAAAGUUGAGAUGGAGCCUUAAUGACUUUGUAGAAGCAAUUUCAAGAAUAAUGAAUUAUCACUUGUCCCUUAAUAUUAACAUGCUUUCUUCUUGUACUUAGACUAUCACUACCACGCGUAUCAUUCCAUAAAGCUGCGCUAUACAAUAGUUUUGGACGGGAUCUGUUCAUUUUUUUGCAAUGAGAUUAACGAGUGUGUCCCAAGGUUGAGAACAAUUUCAUAGUCCGUAGGAUUUCAUUACAAAAUACAGUAACUCGACUUCGUUAGUGCAGAACAAACUUGUGAAAUAGUCAUUAAGAGACUGCAAACCUCAUUUAUCGAAACAGC